This is a messenger RNA of Drosophila grimshawi, 1321 nucleotides long. Its product is annotated as serine protease easter. Gene Ontology annotation, biological process: proteolysis. The coding region runs from base 128 to 1243 and encodes 371 amino acids. The transcript is spliced from 4 exons. Gene Ontology annotation, molecular function: serine-type endopeptidase activity. NCBI's taxonomy places the organism in Eukaryota, Metazoa, Arthropoda, Insecta, Diptera, Drosophilidae. The record is from RefSeq and is a predicted model, not a curated record.
AGGCAAGUAAACUUGACUGGAGCACGACGUUCAGUGUCAGUGUCGUUACUGUUGCCGCCGCCACAACACAACUAUUACUAUUAAAAAAUAAAACAGUACAGCAAUAUCUUGGUGAAAGCGUCUAAGCAUGGGAAUUCAUUCCGCUGUGACUCUGGUUGCUGUUGUUGCCUUCUCAUUGACAUUGAGUGCAACUGCUCAGCAGCAAGGAGAUUGCACGACCCGUACCACAGAUGGACGCACUCCGGGUCAGUGUACGCCGAUCAGGCAGUGCGGCUACUUUAUGCGAAUGCUCACAGCGCCCACUGUCAGCCAGCGGGAUCGCAUACUGAUGCGGGAAAACCAAUGUAGUCCCAAGCAGCCGGAUGAUAAGAUUGUUUACGUAUGUUGCCCAUUGGAUGGUAAACAGGGACUGAGCGCUCUACGUCAUCCCCUGUUGCCCCGCGAAUGUGGCGCUGUUAAAUGGGAGCGCAUCGUAAAUGUGACGGAAACCAAAAUCAAAGAGUAUCCUUGGCUGGCACUCAUCGAGUAUACGAAACCAACCCAAGACAAGCUUCACGCUUGCGGCGGCGUUCUCAUCAGCGAACGUUAUAUUCUGACGGCGGCACAUUGUGCGACGAGUACGGUGAUAAGCAAUUUGGGCUGGCGGAUCACCAAUGUGCGGUUGGGUGAAUGGGAUACGUUGACGAAUCCGGAUUGUCACGUUACGAACAAUGGAGCGGGCGAAACGGUGUGUGCUCCACCCUAUCAGGAUGUGCCAAUCGAAGAGAUCAUUGUGCAUCCGUCCUAUAACAAGGAUGGCGUAAGUCAAAUGCACGACAUUGCCAUGAUCCGCUUGAAGGAUCCGGUGCAAUUCAGCGAUUUUUUGCAGCCCAUUUGUUUACCCAAUAAGCAACUAGACGCCGAUGAACUGGUCGGUCUGGUCACCGAGGUGGCCGGCUGGCAGGCCAAGUCCAGUUCGAGGAUGAAAAAAAGUGAAGUGAUCAUCACCGCCUUCGAAAAGUGCCAGAAAAAAUAUGCGGAACGAAAUGUGCAGAUUGUCCCAUCCCAUUUGUGCGGCGCUCCCAAUGCGGACGAGUGUCACGGCAACUCCGGUGGACCCCUGAUGCUAUUACAUGAUAAUGCCUAUCUCCUUGGCGGCCUUCUGUCGUUUGGCCCUGUGCUGUGUCCAAAUCGGGACCACCCGGAUAUCUACACACGUGUCGCUGCCUACACCGAAUGGAUCAUUGAAAAUUUGAGGGCAUAAGGCAAAUUAUAUACAAAGUCCAUGUGCAAAUUAUAUAUUAUGAUUUUACUUGAAAAUACAACUUAUCAAUUUAAUUUA